Molecule: messenger RNA, 1824 nt
Organism: Didymodactylos carnosus
Lineage: Eukaryota; Metazoa; Rotifera; Eurotatoria; Philodinida; Philodinidae
Source: the annotation of a GenBank genome assembly
AUGAGCAAAAGAACUGAAAAAUUACAAACAAAAUAUCCUGGCACAUUGUUUUGGUAUACUUGCGGUCCAACUGUUUAUGAUAGUUCACAUAUUGGUCAUGGAAGCACUUAUGUUACAUUCGAUAUCAUCUAUCGUAUAUUGAAAAAUGUCUUCAACUAUAAAAUUGUUCUCUUAAUGGGUAUCACUGAUAUUGAUGAUAAAAUAAUCAAAAGAAGUAAAGAUGAAAAUGUUCACUAUUUGGAAAUCGCAAAAAAAUAUGAACAAGAGUUUAUUAAUGAUAUGAAUACAUUGAAUGUUCAUCCACCAAAUAUUUAUUGUCGGGUCUCUGAUCACAUACAAACCAUAAUUGAUUUUAUUAAAAAACUUGUUCAAGAUGGUUGCGCUUAUGUGACAUCAUCUGGUUCUGUCUAUUUUGAUAUCUCACUUUAUGCACAAAAAAAUGAAACUUAUCCAUUAACACCUCUGAAACAAAGUACACUCGUGUAUGAUAUUCUUAACGAGAAACGUGACCAACGUGAUUUUGCAUUAUGGAAAGCGACGAAGGAUGAAAAUGAACCAACAUUUAAGUCACCAUGGGGUUAUGGACGACCCGGAUGGCAUAUUGAAUGCUCAGCAAUGGCCAGUCGAACGUUUGGUUCUCAUUUGGAUAUUCAUUCCGGUGGUUUCGAUCUAUGGUUUCCUCAUCAUGCAAAUGAAAUAGCACAAUGUAACUCCUAUCAUAAUACGAAACAAUGGGGGACAUAUUGGAUUCAUGCUGGACUACUGAAUACAAGAUCAGAUGAAGAAAAAAUGUCAAAAUCACUUCAGAAUACAAUAUCAAUAAGAGAGAUGCUUAAAACCUAUACACCACAACAAUUUCGUUUAUUUUGUCUGUUACAGCAUCAUAGACAACAUCGUUCUUUUAAUUCCACAUCAAUGAAAGAAGCUUUAUUUUUUGAUAAACUAUUUCUAUCCUUUACUGAUACUGUAAAUGCAUGUCAAAAAGGUCUUUUGCAUAUGGUAAAUUUAUCUGAAAGCGAAAUAAUUGAACGCGUUGUGCAAACAAAUCAAGAUAUUAUCGAUUGUUUAGCAAAUGAUUUUAGUACACCUGAUGCCAUGGGAAAAUUACGUGAAUUAAUAAAUUGGAUAAAUCCAAAAUUAUCCUCCUCCCCUAAAUUUCUCGAUGAGGAUUCCACAACAUCAGCUCCGCCGAUUGGUGCAUUAUACCUCGCUCUUGAUCUUGUUCAAAAGUGGCUCGAUAUUUUUGGUGUAAAAAUAUCAUCGUAUUCAGCAAAUACAUCUAAUGAAACAUUGUUAACUAAUGUAAUUGAAGAAGCUGUUCAGUUUCGUAAAAAUGUACGAAACAUAAGCCGUUUAUCCACGAAUGAAGAUGGAAAAAAAACGUUAUUAGAAAGUUGUGAUGAGUUUCGUUCACGCAUGAAAUAUCUCGGUGUUGAAAUAAAGAAAUCUCCCACUCCCUUGUCUGUUAUUCAUCCUGUCUUUUAUUCUCCACAACACCAACAACAAUCGGGUUUAACAAUGUUAACAAGUUCAACACAUUGGAAACUUGAGCGUGUGGUAGCCGUUGCAUUACUGGCUAUUAUACCAGGAUCGUUUGUACUCGACUCAUCUUUAAUGAAUUAUUUACUUGCUGGUUCAUUGGCCAUGCAUGCACAUUGGGGAAUGGAUACUGUUCUGCUCGAUUAUUGUCCUCGAAACGCAAUGCCACUCGCAAACGCCAUUCGUUAUAUCUUAACGGCUGUCGCAUUUGCUGGUUUAUGUUAUUAUAACUACAAUGAUAUGGGUUUAACAAAUGCGUUGAAAAAACUAUGGGCAAUGCAUUGA